UCUAAAUAAACUUAAAUGGGCACAAUUGAUUCAGUUUGAAUGAAGACGGUAAAGGGGUUAGAUCAUUUGCGCUACUCGACGUCUAAUUAUAAAGAAACAGCUGUACGGCUACAGUUCCUCAUAAGAUUUAACCAGAUUGCAUACAGGGAGAAAGACUGCAUAGGCAACAACAUGCGGUUAUUCCUUCUUCUCACAGCGGUUGUCACCGCCGUGUGUGCACAAAACUCGUAUGUCGUCAUCGCCCCGUCAACGAUCCGCCCCAACAUGGACUUCACCGUCAGCGUCAACAUUCUCAAGGCCACCAGUGACGUCAGGGUCGUCGCCAAAGUUCUAAUGGAAGACACUCUUGUGGCUAGCGCCGAGAAAGUCUUCAAAUCGGGUUUCCCUGGUAUGAUCAACAUAAAACUGCCCGCUGACCUGCCCAACAGCGGCUACAUGCUCAAAGUCGUUGGCAGCGGUGGUUUGGUGUUUUACGAGUCUGAGAGUCUCAGCUACAACAGCAAAGAGGCUUCGUUGUUUAUACAGCUGAAUAAGGCCAUCUUUAAGCCUAGUGAUACAGUGAAGUUUAGAGUGUUUGGCGUGUAUUCUGACUUGCAGUCGUACAAAGGAACAAUGGACAUUUCCAUUUUUGACGCGCAAAACAACAAGAUCAAACAAUGGGUCAAGGUCACUGCAGAGGAAGGCGUCUUCACUCAGAAGCUGACGCUGUCGUCUCAACCAGUUCUUGGAGACUGGAAAGUUGUCGUGGAAGCUGGCACCAUGAAAGAAGAGAAAGCAUUCACGAUAGCUGAAUAUGUCCUUCCCCAAUUUGAUGUUGAGGUUAUUAUGCCCUCGUACGUUUUAACCGGCGAUUCUGACGUCAUGUUUACCGUUAAAUCCAAAUACACCUAUGGUAAACCCGUAAAAGGAAACGCCAACGUCCAAGUAAAAUUACACGAAAGUCGCGGUACAUCAGACUACUCGAUGGCGACACCGGUGUACUUAGUCAGUUUACCUAUUGACGGGGAAAUAAGGGUGACGGUGCCAAUGUCGAAGGUCAAGGGCAUUCAAGACGAACUGGAUGAGCUCGCUCUAAUCAUUAUCGCCAAUGUGACAGAGUCUUUGACCGGAAACCAGGUGUCCAGUAACGGAACCGUCACCAUGUACGACAAAGGUGUGAAACUUGAGUACCCGGAGAACAAUCCCAAGACCUUCAAGCCUGGUCUACAGUACAUUGCUUAUCUAAAAAUCUCACAACCGGAUGGACUUCCGGUCAGUUCAACCAGUGACAAAGUCAAGGUCAGCAUUAGGGUUAACGACUACUGGGGCCGUCUUUCUCAAGGUGGAAACCUUCCUGAACAGACCCUGAGCGUCCCUAGCAACGGUCUGGUAACCAUCUCGGUACAGACACCAUCAAACGCCCACAAAGUCAUAAUUACAUCGGAAUUCCGGGGAGUGUCCAAAAAAUUGGUCUUAGUAAAGAGUCACUCACCAAGUAACUCGUACAUUCAACUCUCCCUGGGAUCAUCUUCUAUAAAAGCAGGGGACACAAUCUUACUUUUCAUCAACGGUACUGAAGAAUUGUCGACCCUUGUUUAUCAGGUGAUAUCACGAGGCAACAUAGUAAAAUCUGGAACAAUAAAUGGCAACAACCAGAAGAGCAUCCCUUUCUCCAUCGUCUCUGAGCCCAGCAUGGCGCCCUCUGCCAGAAUCGUCGUCUACUACGUCAGACCAGACGGUGAAGUUGUCCCAGACAGUAUCAGCUUCGACAUCAGCGGUGCUUUCAAAAACAAGGUGACCGUUGACCUUGAUAUGACUGAUGUUGAACCAGGAGAUGAUAUUACUGUCAUCACCACUGCUGACCCAGACUCCAACGUCCAUUUAUUGGCCAUUGACCAGAGCGUUUUGUUACUUAAAAGCGGAAACGACGUCACAGCUACAAACGUUUAUACAGAUCUUAUGAAAUACGAUACUAUAAAAAAGCAGAAACAGCACGAUAAUUAUUUCCCCUGGUGGGGUUAUCCAGUAUUUAAUGGCGGCAGUGACGCACAGCAGGUUCUAGAGAAUGCAGGAGUUGUUGUGCUUACAGAUGCGAAUGUUUAUCGUCGCCCCAUACCAAAACGUUGGCGAUUUCCUGGCUUCAGACCUAUUAUACCACUACGGAGAAUAUCUAGUUCUUUUGGCGAUAAUUUCGAGACUGGCAGAGUUGUGUCUCUUACUACAAACAUUGAACCAGCGCUUGCAGAAAAAAACACCGCGACCUCAGAAUCGUUAAUGGAACCAGCCCGUGUCAGGAUGACCUUCCCUGAGUCUUGGCUCUGGUCUGAUGUUUUUGUUGGGGAUGACGGCUCCGCCUCCAUCACAGCCACAGUACCAGACACCAUUACGUCAUGGGUGGUCAGCGCCUUCGCCAUCAACUCAAACUCGGGUCUGGGCGUGGCCCCAACACAAGCUCACCUGAAAGUCUUCCGACCGUUUUUUGUCAGCCUCAACCUCCCCUACUCUGUGACUCGUGGUGAGCAGCUGGCACUUCAAGCAAACGUCUUCAACUACCUGGCAGACGAUAUAAAGGUACGCGUGACCCUGGUCAAGUCUAAACGUUUUCACAACAUUUUUAUUGACGAGACAGGAAACCAGGAGCUGAAACAGGUUGAUGUUGUACAGGAUGUUAUGGUCAAGGCUGGUCAGGCCAAGUCUGUGUAUUUCCCCAUCGUCCCUGCUGACCUUGGUAGAAUUGACGUGGAGGUCAAGGCCCAGUCGUCCAAGGCCGCUGACGCUGUACGUAGACAACUCCUGGUUGAGGCCGAAGGAGUCCCCAAAGAAUACAAUGUUCCUUUCCUGAUAGACCUGACAGAGGACAAACCAACUUUUUCUAAGUCCAUUAACCUCACUCUGCCUAACAACUUUGUCAAAGGGUCUGAAUAUGCUACAAUAUCAGCUGUGGGUGACCUGAUGGGUCCAACCAUCGCUGGACUAGACUCCCUGCUAAAGAUGCCAACCGGAUGUGGAGAACAAAACAUGGUCAGUCUGGCACCGGAUGUCUACGUCACAGACUACCUUAAGGCCGUCAAUCAACUGAGAGAGGACAUCAAGACGAAGGCCAUCGGAUUUAUGGAGACAGGCUACCAGAGACAGUUGACCUACAAACACAGUGACGGCUCGUUCAGUGCUUUUGGCGAGGGAGACAAGUCAGGAUCCAUGUUUCUGACAGCUUUUGUAGCCCGCGUCUUCCACCAGGCCAAACGUCACAUCUUUGUUGAUGACAACAUCCUCAACGACGCCAUCCAGUGGAUGAUACAGCAACAAAAUACGGACGGCAGCUUUCCGGAACCUGGCGAGGUGCUUAGCCGUACCAUGCAGAGUCAAGCUGGGUCAGGGGUCGGGUUGACCCUGUUUGUGCUGAUCUCGCUUCUGGAGAACCGUGAUGCCCGAGAGAAUAUGAAUGUAACCGAAGCUAGGCGUAAGGCUCUGGCCUACGCUGAAGUGGAAGUUGCCAAGAUGGAUGAUCUCUACGUUCUCGCCAUGGCGUCUUACGCUUUCCAACUGGCCGGCAGCAAAAUGACCCAAGCUAUUCUAGACAAAUUGGAGGCCAAGGCAACAAUCAAAGACGGCAUGAAGUACUGGCACCAGCCGGAGCCACCAAAGACCUCUACCUACACCUGGCAGAGCCCCAACCCCACCAAGGCCGUUGACAUAGAGAUGACCGCCUACGUCUUGCUGACCUACACAAAGCGGAGCGACUUGGUGGCGGGCAAGAGCAUCAUGCAGUGGAUCACCAAACAGAGAAACGCCAACGGAGGCUUCACGUCCACACAGGACACGGUCGUGGCACUGAACGCCAUGAGUGAGUACGCCAAGCAGACGUACAGCAACAACUUGAAGCUUCACAUCACAGCCACGCUGGAGUCUAAAUCCAGCUUUAGUACCAACAAGAGCAGUUCCCAGGGGUUUGGCAUCGUCUCUGUCUCCUCACAAUCUGAAGCUUCAUCAACCUUCACCUUUGAUAUAGACAAGUCCAACUCACUUUUGGUGCAGACGAGCGAGAUUGCAAGUUUACCAGCAAAAUUAACAAUCAUCGCUCGUGGCUCAGGUGUAGCUUUAGUUGAAGCAGCCGUGUUUUUCAAUGUUCUCUCAGAAAUAGAGACCAUUACAUUUGAUCUAAAAGUUAAAAUUGUAGAGGAGACACUUAACCUACUAGUGUUGGAGACUUGCACAGCGUGGAGGGGAAAUGGCCAGAGCAGUGGAAUGGCUGUCCAAGAGUUGGGUAUCCCAUCAGGCUUUGAUGCUGACCUUGAGAGUAUUACCAAAUUGGACAUUCUAAAGAGAGUCGAGACACAAAACAAGAAGGUCAUUCUCUAUUUUGAUAAGAUCGGCACGACGCCCGUGUGUUUAAACCUUAGAGUCAGACGAGUUGAUUUUGUUGCCAAGUCCCAGCCAGCUGCCGUCAGGGUCUAUGACUACUAUGAGCCACGAAACCAGGUGACGGUUUUUUACCAGUCCGAAAUUCUGGAGGAUUCUUCCAUCUGUGACGUCUGCAAGGAUUGUAUUAGCUGUGCCUAGGUUAUGUUCGUUUAUUCUGCGCGACAGAUUAAGAGACAACACUGAUGUCCGCCUAACUUUCCGUGAUGUGUGGUAAAGAAAUCCAACAAGUCUUAGCUACAUUUAAUUUAUAUUAUAGCAAUGAAAAUAGAAAUGUAGGUGAUGAUGUUUGAUACAACAUAUGAUACAAUAAAGCGGCAGUGAGCUCUCUUAAACUU
Messenger RNA from Physella acuta, 4736 nucleotides. RefSeq names its product CD109 antigen. The record is from RefSeq and is a predicted model, not a curated record. Lineage: Eukaryota; Metazoa; Mollusca; Gastropoda; Physidae. Gene Ontology annotation, cellular component: extracellular region. Gene Ontology annotation, molecular function: endopeptidase inhibitor activity.